Effrenium voratum is the source of this 2578-nucleotide messenger RNA. NCBI's taxonomy places the organism in Eukaryota, Dinophyceae, Suessiales, Symbiodiniaceae. The record is from the annotation of a GenBank genome assembly.
UCGUUAACUUUGGUAUUGUGGCCUGGGCAACUCAACGAGAACACAGUUCUGCCUCAAAUGCGUUAGGCAGAAAUUCGGAUUGGCUGAUGGACCAGCCCAUGCUUUUGGCGGAAAUCAGUUCAAGUGCAGCUAGCUGUGCUGCUCUUUCCUUGUGGCCCGGUGGUGAUCCAUUCUACUAUUUUUCCAUGAGUCAUAAGCCGCUAGCUUUUUGCUCAGGAUAGGAGUCUCCUUCCUUAGCGUUGGAACAGUUAAUUGUACAGGCUAUCCCGCAGUGGAAGCAUGUCUGCUGCCCUCAAGGUGGCCCUCCACUUCGGGGGACUACUUCUGGUUAUCCUGGAUUUCUUGCUUUGGGUGAUCACAUUGGGCCCCAUUUGGAUGCUGCUCAAGAGCAUGAGUACAGUGGCGGAGUUCGCAAGGCCCGCGAAGAAAGCCAAGAUCAAUGGCUCGCUUCCAGCUUCAGAUGUGUGGCAGGCGAUAGAGGCUCUCGAUAACGGGAAGCUCACAUCAAGCCCGUUCCCAGACGAGGGUGUACAGACCGUCACUGAGAUCCUGGAGCGAUCUAUGAAAAGAUAUGCCAAGAAGCAGGCACAAGGCACUCGCCCGCUGCUGUCUUGGAAGAAGGACGAAGGCUACAGAUUCCCUGCCAAGGUCUUUGGCCCCACGCAGUGGCGGAGCUACGAAGAGUUUGGCCGCCUCUGUAAGGAGUUCGGAGCUGGACUCAGAGCAAUGGGCUUCCAGCCGCAGCCGGAGGGAGAUUUCGAUAGCCUCUCGGGGAAGUUCAAGAUCCUGAUGUACGAGGAGACCUGUGCAGACUGGCAGGUUUGCGCGUAUGGCGCAAUGACGCAGAACUUAGUGGUAGCAACUGCGUACGCCACGCUUGGUACAGACGCUGUGGUGCACGCUGUUAAUGAAGGAGCUGUCUCGGCGCUGAUUUGCAACAGGAAAGCGGCUGAAGGCCUGAUGAAAAUUGCUUCGCAGAUGCCUUCCCUGGAGGCCAUUAUCUACUUGGAUUAUCUCUGCACGCCCGAAGAGUGCCAAACCAAGCUGCCUGGCGGUGGAAAGGUGAAGCUGCUGUCCUUGCAGGAUGUUCUUGACUUGGGCAAGGCCAAGCCAGUGCCGCCCAGCCCUCCGAAGCCCGACUCCGUGGCGGUGCUCAUGUACACCAGCGGAUCCACAGGUCCGCCAAAGGGCGUAGUCCUGCGGCACAAGCAGCUGGUGGCCUUCGUGGGAGCGUGUUUCAUUCAGUUUGGGGGCCUGAUCAAGGACGAAGGUGGAGAGACCUUCCUUGGGUAUCUUCCACUGGCCCACAUUCUGGCGGUUGUGGCAGAGCUGUUCUUCUACAGUACCGGAAAUCGCAUUGGAUACGCAGAUCCCAAGAGUCUCCUGCCAGGCCCUGAGAAGUGCUACCCUUCGGGUGGCCUGGAGGAGUUCCAGCCCACGCUCAUGGCUGGAGUGCCUAAGGUGUGGGAGACAAUCAAGAAGGGUGCGGAGCUGAAAGUUGAGAAGAGCGGAGCAGUGGUGUCCUUCCUCUUCAAACUGGCCAUGCGAGUCAAGAAAGCAGCUGUGCGGCAGAACCGCUACACGCCUCUGUUCGACUUGCUCGUCUUCAAGAAGUUCAAAUCCAUGCUUGGUGGCUGCAUGAAAUUUACACUGUCUGGUGGCGGCGCCAUCUCUCCAGAGGUGCAGGAAUGGGUCCGAGCUGCCUUCGGAUGCCCACUUGUGCAGGGUUACGGCCUUACAGAGACGUGCGGUGGUGCAGUGCUCCAGAAGCCGUUGGAUGACUCAUCCGUUGGAUUUGUGGGCUCUCCCAUGGCCUCCAUUGAGCUCACGCUGCACUCGGAGCCCGAGCUGACCGACAUGGAUGGCAAGCCAUACUUGGCUACUGACCAGGUCCACGUAGAUGGCUCCAGCUGCUGUGGUCGAGGAGAGAUUUGGAUGAAAGGUCUCUCGAUUGCGUCUGGCUAUUACAAACUGCCUGACAAGACAGCAGAGGACUUUGACAAAGAUGGGUGGUUCCACUCUGGCGACAUUGGUUUGAUAACACCAGAAGGCCGCGUCAAGAUCAUUGACCGCAAGAAGAAUCUGGUCAAGCUGAAGGGCGGUGAGUACGUGGCCCUGGAGCUGAUCAAUGUGACGUACAACAACAGUUCCAUCAUCAAUGCGGAUGCUGGAGGUGUUUGCUCUUUUGCCAGCUCCGAGAUUGACAGACCGGUCAUACUCGCCCAAUGCAAGAAGAAGGAGCUGCUGGAACUGGCUGCUGAGAAAGGGGUGACAGGCAAAGACGGCGAAGAGCUGUGCAGAGAUCCCAAGGUUAUGGCGGCAGUGAAGGCAGUUUUGGAUCCCAUAGCGAAGGAGCACAAGCUUCCAGCGCUGAUGCAAGCCAUAGCCGUGAUGCCGGUCUUGGAACCAUGGACGGCUGAGAACGGGUGCUUGACCGCAACCUCCAAGUUGGUUCCGAAGCAGAUUUACAAAGCUCAUGCAAAGGACCUCGAUAUACUGAUGCCGAUGGCAAUGAAAUGAGCGCCAUGAAGUGAGCAUACAACUUGGUUUGAUGCGAAAGCACAUUCGAAAGACGAAA